Dufourea novaeangliae is the source of this 786-nucleotide messenger RNA. RefSeq lists its product as uncharacterized. The record is from RefSeq and is a predicted model, not a curated record. The transcript has a single exon. NCBI's taxonomy places the organism in Eukaryota, Metazoa, Arthropoda, Insecta, Hymenoptera, Halictidae. The coding region runs from base 1 to 786 and encodes 261 amino acids.
AUGAAUAAUUGCAAAUUACAAGAUUCCACUAUAUCGGAUAAAACUGAAAUUUCUGGUUCUGUUUCUGGCACUAAGAGAAAAUGUUUCGAUAUAUUUUUCAGUUGCUUUAAAGUUGCUCGUGAGAAGAAGUCCCAAGAAAGCUUCUUUAAUAAUGAAUCCAAGGAAUAUGAUUACAUUGUUGAAAAGCUCGUUGUAAAACGAAUACCUUUUAUUUCUUUUGGAUUAUCAGAAAAUAUUUCGGAGUCUACAAAUGAUGAUAACCUUAACAAAGAAACUCACGGUCCGUUAGUAACAGCAGAAGGAAACACUGUAUUCCCUAGAGAAUCAGAAACCCGGUCACUAUUAUAUUAUUCUGAUAAAUUACAUCAGAAUACACCUAUAAAAAUUCCUAAUACAUAUUUAUACCUUGAUACAAAUACAAAUGCAUUAAGUGAGAGGAACAGAACAAAUGUUUUAACUGAUGAUUACAGUGCUAAAAUUAAAGAGAUAAUGAAUACUAUGAGCAGUUUACAUCCAGACUUAAAAGAAUAUGAAAGACUACCCAAAGAUCCUUGUCCUUUUAACAUAUCUGAGAACAAAGCAAUACUUAACUCAACUUUAUUGAAUACAAGGGAUUAUAAUCAAGAACAUUUAAAAUUACCACUUAAUAAUGAAUUGCAAUGUCAUUGGGAAAAACCCGUAGUAAAAUCCAAAAGUCUAGCUGAAAAUUCUGCAAACACUGACCUAAGAAGUAUAACAUUAAGAUGGAAAAUUGUUGUAAAGCAAUGUGAACCUAAAAUGUUAUAA